Branchiostoma floridae (Florida lancelet) is the source of this 1433-nucleotide messenger RNA. Its product is annotated as protein shisa-5-like. The record is from RefSeq and is a predicted model, not a curated record. The transcript has 4 exons. The coding region runs from base 112 to 765 and encodes 217 amino acids. NCBI's taxonomy places the organism in Eukaryota, Metazoa, Chordata, Leptocardii, Amphioxiformes, Branchiostomatidae.
GUAUCUGAACGACGACAUCAAUACACAAAGAACGAGACUACCACCGUGUUUGGUAGGGAGUUUUACCGAGCGUCAGUCCAGAAGAAGAAGUUUCCAGAAAAGGCUACUAAAAUGUUGCGGUCGGUGUUGUUGGUGUUCGCGGUGUUAUUCGCCACAGUGACAGCUGAGUACUGUCAGAAGUACGGCUUCUCCUGCCCGCGGAAGAACAGAGGGUUCUUCCUGAACGAUGAUGAUGAUGAGAUCUACUGUUGUAAAGACAAGACGGGCUGUUGUGACAGCUGUUGGGACGCCGUGGACACCACUAAUUGUGCAAACAUCAUAAGUACUGCAUUAGGAAUUGGCACUGCAGUGAUUGUGGGUAUCGUGGUGGCUGUUCUAGCGGUGAUCACCAUUGCUGUGGUACUGUGUGUGUGCUGCUGCUGUCAAUGUGCUAAACAGGGACGGAACCAGGGACAUGUCUACCAGCCACAACCUCAGGGUCAGCAGAUGGUUGUAAUGACACAGCAGGGGCAGUAUCCCUCCGUCCCUGCCGCACCACCGUACUCACCACCUGACGCAAGCCAGUACCCCCCUCCAGCAGGGCAGUACCCCCCUCCAGCUGGCCAGUACCCCCCUCCAGCGGGCCAGUAUCCCCCUCCAGCUGGUCAGUACCCCCCUUCAGCGGGCCUGCACCCCCCUCCAGCUGGUCAGUACCCCCCUCCAGCAGCCUACCCACCAGCGCCCCCACCAUACUCCCAGGAAACCCCGUACCCACAGAAGAUGUAGCACGAACGAACGAGAGACUGUGUCCAAUAUUCUAUAAUGAAUACCAUGUACAUACAGAUUACGAUAAAUUGUACCUGUUACAAUUGUCGCCCAAUAAAGUUCUUCCGAGUUCCAGCUGGCAGCCAUGUAUUUCAAACCAUAUUCCCUUCCCAGAAAAACUUAGCAUUUCUCCCGACACCGUGAGUAAAACUUACGUUAUGUUUAGCUAGGCUACCAGCAACAACAAAGCGUUAAAUGAUACUCAAUAUGGUAUAGUUUCUGUUUCUCACAAAAUCAAGUCGUUUCUUAUAUUAUUAGCUUCAUGAAAAUGACUAUGACUAUAAUGUUUAGGGCAUGUUAACAUUUACAGUAUGUAUACCAAUGCGCACAUAAUGGCAUUGUAAAACUGUCAUGGGGCAAAAUGUUCUUGUUUACUGGACAAGCAGUAAAGAUCCUAUGUCAGCGACGCAGAGACAAUUUUUAAUAUCCUCUUCAAUGUGACAAAAUGAAACAAUAUUAUUACUUUUAUAAAUGAUAAAAUGCACUUGUUUUAAUUGCUGUUGUACAAUCGUAUUGUUUGUCACAUAUUGGAGGAGUUUUUCUAUAUGAUUUAGCUUUCUUGGUUGAAAUACCAAUGCGUCUUCUAACCGCUAAAUGAUGCAAUAAAAAGACUUAAAAUGUUAAGCCAA